AUGCGGCGUCUCUUCUUGUUUGCUCCGUUGCUCCUUCUGUACUGCACCCUUGUCACUCAUGCUGUGACAGAGCACCACCAAUGUAUGUUUGACAGAGUGACCACGCGUAUUGGUGCUGAUUUUAAAGUUGAUGAUCGUGAUUCAAUUGGAAUGCAAAACUUGAGAGGUCGUAGGGUUUCCAAUGCAAAUGGCAGAUCGUCUCCAACUUUUAAAACCAGAGAAGAUCCUUCUAAUGGAUGGGACCCCAUUCGCAUAAAACUUGUCACUGAUAAUUUGAAAAAGGAUGGACAUCACUGUUCAGAUAAGGUCAAGACGCUUAAAACCUUAUUGAACGGUGAGUUUAGUUGCACAAAAGAUGAUGUUUUGACGCCAGAGAAAGAGAAAAUUCUUGUUAAAGAGAUUCUUCCUGAGGCAAUUAAACUGCACGAGGAACGGCUUUUUGUGGAGCGUUUGAAGGGUCCUAUUGUCGUGCCGCAGUUCUCCAAGAAUGAUGGUCUUUGUUCCCAGCUCAUACCAGAAGAGCAUAAAACCACUGGUGUUCCAGAGGCGGACAUGGUGCUCUUCGUAGCUGCACAGCCGACAACUAAUGGGACAUUCGCGUGGGCGGCAACAUGUGCGACAUUAGAUUCUGAUGGUCGUCCAGUUAUUGGGAUCAUCAAUUACGGUCCACGGUAUAUUGUGGCCACACCACAGCGUGUACGCGUUGCUGCUCACGAGAUUGCCCAUGCACUUGGAUUUAAUUUCGAGUUGAUGAAAAGGAAAGAUAUGGUCCGUAAUGAUGUUAACUUGCGUAAUAAGUCAAACGUUGCGCUUGUUAACUCUGAAAACACACUGAGGGAGACCAUGGACCAUUAUAACUGUGAUUCUACCGAAGGUAUGGAACUGCGUGUGGUGCUUUUGCCAAGACAACUACGAACUAAAGGAAAUAACGGUAGAUUGCAUGAAGGACGACCAAAUCCACGUGAAGGAAGACAAAGGUCAGAUAAACGGACACGAGCACACCCACAUGUUCAAGACGGAAGAAGAUCACUAGCGCCGCGCGUUGUGACUGCAAGUGUACAAGAGGAAUAUGAGCUGGGAAAAUCACACAGUAAUGCUAUUGAUGGUCGUUUGACAGGGAAGGAGUCUGUUGGCAGUGUUGUGCAAGAGAGACGUGGAGAAGAGGGUUUCAGUUCUGCCAAGUUUACACAGAAUGUACAUCAUUCAUCAAAUGUCUUCUCGAAAAGACGUUCACUAUACCUUCAAGCUACAGUUGCGGAAUCUCAAAGCACAUGCAGUCCUGGCAAACCAGUGGAGACUGAAAAGGGUGGUACAAGGUGUAUUGUCGAGACGAAACGAUUUCUUCCAGAAAACAUGGAAAUAAUCACACAGUCACACUGGAGUCGACGAAACGCGAAGGACGAGUUGAUGGUUGGUCUCGUCGGUGCUGGGUACUACACCGCACUCACAUUGGGCGCUUUCGCUGAUCUGGGCUACUACAAAGUUAAUUGGACAAUGGCAGAGCAGAUGAGUUGGGGCAAUAAAGCUGGUUGUGAAUUCUUGAAUGAUAAGUGUGUUAACGACGGGGAAACGAAGUUCCCCAACAUGUUCUGCACAACCGAAGCCACUGAUGGUACUGAGUCACUACAGUGCACAUCUGACCGUCAGUCGCUGGGAAGUUGCAGCAGUUUUGGAGCGAAAAAAAAAGAUAACAAACCCCUUCCGGAGCAUUUCCGAUACUUUUCCGAGAACAAUAAGGUUGGUUCACAAGAACCUGCACAAAUGGAUUACUGUCCUUUUAUUAAGGCAAAGCACGGUUACAGUUGCAUCAGUGGGGAGCAGAGCAAUAUGCCUGAAAGUAAGAUUGGUAUCAACUCACGUUGUGUGGAGGGUAAGGAUCUAAAGGCUGACAACAAUGCAGCAGUUGGUGCCGUGUGUGUGGAGGUGUCUUGCAAGUUCAAAAAGGUAAUUGUGCGGUACAGUGGAAACGAUAAGUGGUACAGUUGUCCUGAAGGAGAAAAUCUAACUGUGAAUGGGACUGCACUGCAGGGUAAAAUUGUGUGCCCCAAAUACGCUGAUGUGUGCAAUACAAUCAACAAAACUCUGGAUGAGUCACAAGGUCCAUCAACAGACCCAGACACUGUUGAAAAAGUCCAAACAAGUCAAACAGAAGGUGAGACAACCACUGGAACCACCAAACCAAGUGAAAAUGAUGGAAACUUCGGAGUUUCUCUACCGGUGGUACAAAAUGAGGCAAGUACGACUACAGAAUCAAACCCCAGUGAAACUAAGGAAGAAAACAUUACCUCAUUUUUGAAUGGGCAGAAUAAUAAUAUUGUUGCGAAAAAAGGCAUUGAUGGUUCUCUUAAAGCUAAUGUUUUCGCGAGUGUUAUGUUUGUUUUCUUGACACUCUCUGCGAUAAUGUUGCCGUGA
Molecule: messenger RNA, 2412 nt
Organism: Trypanosoma theileri
Lineage: Eukaryota; Euglenozoa; Kinetoplastea; Trypanosomatida; Trypanosomatidae
Product: surface protease GP63
Exons: 1
Coding region: 1-2412 (803 amino acids)
Biological process (GO): proteolysis; cell adhesion
Cellular component (GO): membrane; cytoplasm
Molecular function (GO): metalloendopeptidase activity
Source: RefSeq, a predicted model, not a curated record